Nematocida major is the source of this 516-nucleotide messenger RNA. RefSeq lists its product as uncharacterized. NCBI's taxonomy places the organism in Eukaryota, Fungi, Microsporidia. The record is from RefSeq and is a predicted model, not a curated record. Bases 1 to 516 code for a protein of 171 amino acids. The transcript has a single exon.
AUGAAGUACCUUGAAGAAGAGUCCACGGCAAAUGCGGUGGGGGAAAUACUCGAAGUGAAAGAAAGCACCCCAGGGCUGAAUAUUAUGCUGGAAACGUACUCUCUAAAGAUGACAAAAAAGGAGAGAAAGUGCAGCAGAUCCGGGAAGUACAGGAGCAUGUCCUCCAUGAUUUCGGCGGCGCUCAAUUUGUUGUUUUCCGACUACGAAAUCCGCGUGACUUUUCGGGAGCUGAAAAUCAUCUCCGAGGAGGAGUGCAAGGCAGAUCUGACGAACAAAUUGUUCACGACGGGAAUGACAAAAAAUUACCAGGAAAUGUCCGACUGGAUAGAAAGCGUCCUUGCCGUGAUAAAAAAGUGUGCGGGCGACGACAUCAGCAUAAUCAGAGUAAACAUCCGGAGCGGGCCCUUUGAAAAGUACAACUGGAACGAGUGCAUAGCCGCACACGGGAGGGCCCUGAAAAGGGUCGUUCUCUUCACGGUCCUGUACUCCUCCAGCGCAGAGUCUCCCCUGCUCUAG